Abrus precatorius (Indian licorice) is the source of this 2532-nucleotide messenger RNA. RefSeq names its product ATP-dependent zinc metalloprotease FTSH 4, mitochondrial-like. The transcript is spliced from 7 exons. Gene Ontology annotation, cellular component: membrane; chloroplast thylakoid. The coding region runs from base 143 to 2290 and encodes 715 amino acids. Lineage: Eukaryota; Viridiplantae; Streptophyta; Magnoliopsida; Fabales; Fabaceae. Gene Ontology annotation, molecular function: ATP binding; metalloendopeptidase activity; ATP-dependent peptidase activity. Gene Ontology annotation, biological process: proteolysis. The record is from RefSeq and is a predicted model, not a curated record.
AUAUCAAUUAUUAAUUCAAGUUCAGCACUACCAACCAAAAAAAAAAAAGGGUUCAGACACCAACGUGGAGAAAGCUCGUUGACGUUAUCAUUUGCUAAGAUUUGAUAAUUCAAUUGGGUCAUAGCUCCGUCUCAGUACGGAAAUGGCUUUGAGGCUUAUGAUUUCGCAGGCUGCAAGGCGUCAAUCAGAAUUUGGACAGAUAAAAAAUUUGUUGGUUAGAAGCUAUUUUUCUGUCAACAAGUUUGGGGAUCGCAUAGGGAAUAGGCUUUUGUAUGCCCAGGAGAGAUUUCAGUCUAGCUACAUUGGCAACUUAGCUCGUCGAGUGCGUGAUGUAGAUGAAGCCAGUGAAGUUGCAUAUCUCAAGGAACUAUACCGACAGAAUGAUCCUGAAGCGGUGAUUAGAGUAUUUGAAAGCCAGCCAUCUCUGCAUACUAUUCCUUCAGCUCUUUCUGAAUACAUAAAAGCAUUGGUGAAAGUUGAUAGGCUUGAUGAAAGUGAAUUACUGAAGACAUUAAAGAGAGGUAUUUCCAAUUCAAUGAAGGAGGAAGAAAGUAUAGCUGGUCUUUCUGCUUUUAGAAAUGUGGGAAAUUCAACCAAAGACCAAACUCUUGGAACUACUAAUAAUCCAAUCCAUAUGGUGGCUACAGAAGGUGGGAAUUUAAAAGAUCAGCUAUGGCGAGCAAUUAGGUCCAUUGCAGUGGUUUUCUUCUUGAUUUCUGGUGUAGGAGCACUAAUUGAAGAUAAGGGAAUUAGUAAAGGACUUGGUAUAAAUGAAGAAGUGCGACCGAGUAUGGAGUCAAAUACAAAAUUUAAUGAUGUAAAAGGGGUUGACGAGGCAAAGGCAGAGCUGGAAGAAAUUGUUCACUACCUCCGAGAUCCCAAGCGCUUUACUCGUCUUGGUGGUAAGCUCCCUAAAGGAGUUUUGCUUGUUGGUCCACCUGGCACUGGAAAAACAAUGCUAGCAAGAGCUAUAGCUGGAGAGGCUGGGGUUCCUUUCUUCUCCUGCAGUGGAAGUGAAUUUGAAGAGAUGUAUGUUGGAGUUGGUGCACGAAGGGUGAGGGAUCUUUUUUCUGCAGCAAAGAAGCGGUCACCUUCUAUAAUAUUCAUCGAUGAGAUAGAUGCUAUUGGAGGAAGCCGAAAUCAGAAGGAUCAUAUGUACAUGAAGAUGACAUUAAACCAGCUAUUGGUUGAACUGGAUGGAUUCAAACAAAAUGAGGGCAUAAUUGUGAUUGCUGCUACUAAUUUUCCAGAGUCAUUGGAUAAAGCAUUGGUGAGACCUGGGCGAUUUGAUCGCCAUGUUGUUGUUCCCAAUCCAGAUGUAGAAGGAAGACGGCAGAUCUUGGAAUCGCACAUGUCAAAGGUUCUGAAGGCUGAUGAUGUUGAUUUAAUGAUCAUUGCUCGAGGAACGCCAGGGUUCUCUGGUGCUGACCUUGCAAACUUGGUUAACAUUGCUGCUCUCAAGGCAGCAAUGGAUGGUGCUAAAGCUGUGAACAUGGCUGAUUUAGAACAUGCAAAGGACAAGAUUCUGAUGGGGAGCGAACGGAAAUCAGCUGUCAUAUCUGAAGAGUCACGAAAGUUGACUGCGUUCCAUGAGGGUGGCCAUGCGAUCGUGGCCAUUCAUACUGAUGGGGCCCUUCCUGUUCACAAGGCAACUAUAGUUCCCCGUGGAAUGGCUCUUGGCAUGGUUUCUCAAUUGCCUGACAAAGACGAAACCAGCGUCUCCCGUAAACAGAUGCUUGCCCGGCUCGAUGUUUGCAUGGGAGGCCGGGUUGCCGAAGAACUAAUUUUUGGAGAAAAUGAAAUUACUUCUGGUGCAUCCUCAGAUCUUAAGAAGGCAACAAAUCUGGCAAGGGAAAUGGUUACCAAAUAUGGUAUGGGUAAUGAAGUUGGUCUAGUCACUCAUGAUUACGAUGAUGACGGGAGAAGCAUGAGCUCAGAGACUAGGCUUCUUAUUGAGAAAGAGGUGAAGCAAUUCCUGGAGAGGGCUUACAACAAUGCCAAAACUAUUCUAACUACUCACAACAAGGAACUUCAUGCACUUGCAAAUGCUCUUCUUGAGCACGAGACACUUACAGGAAGUCAGAUAAAGGCAUUACUUGCCCAAGUUAGAUCCCAGAAACAGCAGCAGACACAAACAGUUGAAGCUCAGAGCAGUUCACAAUCUAACACAGUGCCUCCAUCAUCCAGUCACCCAGCAGCCUCCGCCGCUGCAGCUGCUGCUGCUGCCGCUGCCACAGCUGCAGCUACUGCAGCUGCCUCCAAGGCUAAAAGUGCUCAUGUGGGGUCUUAGCAAGAAAAGACACUGGUGACAUGCAGCAACAUGGCCACAUGGCUUAUAUUUUUUUCCAGGUUUUUUGGGACUUUGUGGUUCAAUUUCACUCGGUGGAACUUGACAUAGAAGUGUAUACAUUGUUUGUACUUGUAGUGUACAAUGAAAAAUUAAGAGAGAUUAUCAUUUAUCAAUUAUCUCCAGCUCAAUCAGUUACCCUCACUCAAUUUCUUCAGACAAUAAAAACGGUUACAAAUUUACCU